Molecule: messenger RNA, 945 nt
Organism: Rhopalosiphum padi (bird cherry-oat aphid)
Lineage: Eukaryota; Metazoa; Arthropoda; Insecta; Hemiptera; Aphididae
Exons: 1
Coding region: 7-945 (312 amino acids)
Source: RefSeq, a predicted model, not a curated record
UCUUACAUGCCAGACGAUUCAAAACAUAAACAAACAGAUUUGAUACCUUUCAAUGAUAAUAUACCACAAAUGGACAAUUGUUCUUCUUCUCAAACCAACAAACAAAUUGAACUUGCCCAAAAUGUUUCAUACUCUACAUUAAUUGAUAGAUGCCAUGAUUAUCCAUCAGAUCCAUAUUUAUUUAUUGAUACUGUGUUAACACCUCAAAUAAUCAGAACUCUUGUUGAAAUAGGGCCUUGUCAACCUGGUUUUAAUAGUAAUAAUUAUGUUUUUGAAGAAAAUGAGUGUGGCAAAAAAUUUUCUCCCAACUGGUAUAACCAAAAUGUUAAAUCAGGAAUGAGCUGUAAAAGAAAUUGGCUAGUAUUUUCCCCAAAAGCUAACAAAAUGUUUUGUUUUCCUUGCUUUUUGUUUCGAUCUGUAUCUCAGCAUAGUUCUCAAUGGUCUAAUCCUAAUAAAGGUGUUUCUAAUUUCCGCAAAGGAAAUGAAAAAAUUAUUAAACAUAAAAAAUCCAAGGACCACAGAGAUGCAGAAAAUGAAUAUUUAAUUUUAAAAAGCAGAAUUUCAAAAGACAUUACAAUCCAACAAAAUUUAAUGAAAGUUCAAAAGUCUCAAAUAGAAUUUAAUCGAAGUGUGUUAAAACGAUUAAUUGAUCUAUCUUUAUUCCUUUCAACAAAUGGUCUUCCAUUUCGAGGACACAGAGAGGACAUUAAUCAAGAUACACAAAGUAAAGGACUUUUUAUUGAAAUAGUUAAACUUGUGUCAAAAUAUGAUGCUGUUCUAGCUAAACAUUUGGCCGAGUCAAAUCGAAAUGAGACAUACUUGAGUCCGAAAAUAUACUGCAACUAUAUGUAUACAAAUAUAAUAAUAAAUAUGUAUAAUCUCUUCUCAAAAUCUAAAGUAGGUACUCAAAAUUAUUUAAAUAUUCCAGGUAAGUUUGUUAAAUGA